Messenger RNA from Penicillium paradoxum, 315 nucleotides. Its product is annotated as mitochondrial 37S ribosomal protein bS16m. The transcript has 3 exons. Gene Ontology annotation, biological process: mitochondrial translation. The coding region runs from base 1 to 315 and encodes 104 amino acids. The record is from RefSeq and is a predicted model, not a curated record. NCBI's taxonomy places the organism in Eukaryota, Fungi, Ascomycota, Eurotiomycetes, Eurotiales, Aspergillaceae. Gene Ontology annotation, molecular function: structural constituent of ribosome. Gene Ontology annotation, cellular component: ribosome; mitochondrial small ribosomal subunit.
AUGGUUGUUCGGAUUAGACUCGCUCGCUUCGGAAACAAGCACAACCCCUUCUUCAACAUUGUCGUCGCGCAGGCCCGUUCUGCCCGCGGCGCGAAGCCCCUCGAAGUCAUCGGCACCUACAACCCCAUCCCUAAGAAGCCCACAAACCUGUACGAUGAGAACGCCGACGCCCGCCCAUACAAGGAGAUUGCGCUCGACCGUGCGCGUGCAAAGUACUGGCUCGGUGUCGGUGCACAGCCCAGUGACCCCGUCUGGAAGCUUAUGAGCAUGGCUGGCCUUGUUGCACCAAAACCCACCACCUACGACAAAGCUUGA